AUGGCGGACGCGGAUGAAGAUGUCAUCCCUCUGGCCUCAACGUCUGGUGCCGACGACGACCUCGAAGACGAAACCCAAGAUUUCCGCUUCCUCAGCCAGUUGACAUCCUCGUCGAGGACCGGCCAAGCCAUAAUCCCCAAGCGCGGCACAAAGGACUUCGAACCGAACCCCACGCGAUCGCAGGCCUCGGCCCUCGAGGACUCCCGCCGGGCGAUGCACACUGUCCUCAGCAGCGUGCGUGCACAGUCCGGCAAGAAUCACGUCGUGGGACAGUACCUCCCCAACGAAGACGACUGGAGAUGGGAUGGCGGCGGCAGCAGCGACGGGUCAGAAGGAAGACACGGCCGGUGCGUCGUGGUGUACAAGUUCAAAAGCCCGCACUUGAAGGUGAUGGGCCAAGCAGACAGGAAUAACUGGGUUUGGCUGUUGCCUGAAGAGGCUCUGUUUCUGCUAGAAAGAGGAAGUCUCGAUAUCCGAUGGCCAGAUGUCAGUGAUGAGCACGAUGAUGAACCACCAAGUGGGAGUCAAGAUAGAACCUGCAACAUCACCGCUUCGGAGAAAGAUCCUGCUGCUCAGGAGCGACAAGCUUUUGAACCAGAGAAUGAGGCCGACACUGCAAUGACUCAAAGCGCGGAACCUUCACUAAGCGAACUCCCAAUGAGUCUACAAGGUGCCUACGCCACCUUUAUCGGCAAAGACGGCUUGACGUUGGAGCGGUAUACGGUUUACGCGGGACUCAAGAGAGCGGGAUAUAUUGUCCAGCGGGCGCCGACCUGGAACGACACAGAUCUCUCUCAAGCAAACGGGCACGCCUACGAUGGUCGAUCCCCGCCCUUUUCACCGUCCAGUCCGUCAACACCCGCAUCCGGCAGAUCUCAUACCCCAGGGACAGUCGCAUCUCUAGUCCACAGAUUAGUAUCAUGGCUCUUCCGACCUCGCCAGAGCAAGUCCUGUCCUUCACUUGGGCCCCUGGUCGCUCCGGGCCUUUACAGGAACUACGCAGAUUUAUUCCGCGCCUUGGCACUGGUUCCGUACCAUGAGCCUUCUUCCAGUGACACAACUGCGGUCUCGCCUCGACUCCGUCCCCAAGCCCCUUACCGCAUCCACUUCCACGUGUGGAAACCCAACAUCUCCUCCACUUACAAGAAGACGGCCCCGCCUCCAGAAGACUACCGAAUCUGCGUGGUCGACGCGCGCUCGACGCCAUCGAUUCCGUCCUUGUCGGAAAUCGGUCCCUUGCUCGACAGUCAGCCCGAGGAUUCUUUGUCCAAAGCGCAGGCGGGCAGGUUGGAGACGAGGCUUAAACACGGACGCCGGAAUGUGCUGUUGGCGGUGGUGGAUGUGGGUGUCGUGAGCUAUCUGAGGCUCAGUGACGCGUGCUUCGGGGCCGACAAAUUGUACGAGGAGAAGACCAGGGCGGGCACAAAAGGUGGUGGUCGAGCCAGGAGGACCCAGGGUCAGGGCCAGAACCGGGGGCGAGGCCAAGGGCAAGGACGGAGGUAA
Messenger RNA from Fonsecaea multimorphosa CBS 102226, 1503 nucleotides. RefSeq lists its product as uncharacterized. Gene Ontology annotation, biological process: tRNA-type intron splice site recognition and cleavage. The record is from RefSeq and is a predicted model, not a curated record. Gene Ontology annotation, cellular component: tRNA-intron endonuclease complex. Lineage: Eukaryota; Fungi; Ascomycota; Eurotiomycetes; Chaetothyriales; Herpotrichiellaceae. Bases 1 to 1503 code for a protein of 500 amino acids. The transcript has a single exon.